AUGCUGCCCGCCUUGCGCUCUGCGGCCAUGCGCACCGCACUCCCUCGCUUCCCUCGCCAGUCGGUCGUGCGCUGGCAGUCGUCAGCCGCGGCGGGUCACGGCGAGUACACGAGCAUCCUCGUCUCGCAACCGGCUCCCGGCGUCAGCCAGAUCACCCUCAACAGGCCAAAGGCUCUCAACGCUCUCAACUCGACUCUCUUCCACGAACUCAACGCCGCCCUCCGCACCCUCUCGACCGACGACUCGACCGGCUGCGUCGUCCUGACCGGUUCCGACAAGGCCUUUGCCGCAGGAGCCGACAUCAAGGAGAUGAAGGACAAGCAGUUUGCAGAGGUUUACAAGGGCGACUUUUUGGCGCAUUGGACGGAGCUGAGUGGGUUCAGGAAGCCGAUUGUUGCGGCUGUUAGCGGGUAUGCGCUCGGCGGCGGCUGCGAACUCGCGAUGAUGUGCGACAUCAUCCUCGCCGCGCCCAACGCCGUCUUCGGCCAACCCGAAAUCAACCUCGGCGUCAUCCCCGGCGCUGGCGGCACUCAACGCCUCACGCACGCGCUAGGCAAAUCCCGCGCGAUGGAGAUUGUCCUCACCGGCAAGAACUUCUCUGCCGCUGAAGCAGCAGAGUGGGGACUCGUUUCGCGUGUUGUGAGCGAGGGAGGGGUGGUGGAUGAGGCGGUCAAGGUUGCGGGCAAGAUUGCGAGUAAGGGGAUGUUGGCUGUGCAGGCUGCGAAGGAGGGGGUGAAUGCUGCAUACGAGAUGUCACUCACGAACGGCCUGCACUUUGAGCGCCGUCUCUUCCACCAACUCUUCGCUACCAAUGACCAGAAGGUUGGGAUGAACGCGUUUGCGAAUAAGGAGAAGGCCAAGUGGACGAAUUCGUAG
Rhodotorula toruloides NP11 is the source of this 876-nucleotide messenger RNA. RefSeq names its product enoyl-CoA hydratase. Gene Ontology annotation, biological process: fatty acid beta-oxidation. Gene Ontology annotation, molecular function: enoyl-CoA hydratase activity. Gene Ontology annotation, cellular component: mitochondrion. The record is from RefSeq and is a predicted model, not a curated record. The transcript has 7 exons. NCBI's taxonomy places the organism in Eukaryota, Fungi, Basidiomycota, Microbotryomycetes, Sporidiobolales, Sporidiobolaceae. The coding region runs from base 1 to 876 and encodes 291 amino acids.